ACGUGUUGUUUAGGGUAGACCAAGGAGACAAAUUCAGACAAUAUACCAUGAGGAAUUGCCUUAAAUAACAAUAUUGUUGCACCAUUCAGAACUAACGUAUAUCAAUAGAAAUUAUAGUCAUGAAUACAUUUCUUUCGCGUUUAAACACGCUCUUUGCGUUCAGUAUAAGCGUUGUGGCCGCAGUGACAUUUGCUUGUUUUUUGACGACUCAUUUUCUGGAUUACACACAAGAUGUUGAAAUAGAAGUCAAAAAAGCAAUUGUAAAAAAUAUGGAAGAAUUCUAUGUUGGAGAGAAGCAUGAUCUUGGUCACAUUCGAUUUUCCCUCAAAGCCAACAUGACUCCAGUUUUUAACUGGAACUGCAAAGAACUUUUUCUCUAUUUGAUGGCUGAAUAUGAGACACCACGUAACAAAAUUAACCAAGUUGUGUUGUGGGACAAAAUCAUUAACCGUGGAGAAAAUGCAGUGCUUGAUCUAAAAAAAGUUCAUGCUAAAUAUUAUUUCUUUGAUGAUGGUUCUGAUUUAAGAGGAAAAAAUAUUACCCUCUCUUUGCACUGGAAUGUCAUUCCUAAUGCUGGAUACUUGUGGCGUGUGAAGGGCAGACAAGAUCUUGGGUACACACUUCCUGACAGCUAUGCUGGUUCUAGAGUAUAAUAUAGUCGUUUUUAUCUGUGUACUGUUAUUGGGAAUUUGCGUUUUACAGAUACAUAUCAUGCUGUAUUGCUAUGUGUAUCUUGAGCCUAAACAUAAAAUUGUUCUUUAUGUGUCUUCUGUCUUGGUUUGCGACAAUUUUUUUGUGCAAUACUAUGAAAUUUGAAUCCAACCAAACAAAAUGUCUUACUAAAGAGAAAAGUGCAUUGUUUGUAUUUUUUAUUUCAUUAUUGGUGUGUGGAUUUUGUGUUUAAAAGAUGGAUAGGAAAUAAACGUUGUUUAAUACA
Messenger RNA from Ciona intestinalis (vase tunicate), 937 nucleotides. RefSeq names its product signal peptidase complex subunit 3-like. Gene Ontology annotation, cellular component: signal peptidase complex; membrane. The record is from RefSeq and is a predicted model, not a curated record. Lineage: Eukaryota; Metazoa; Chordata; Ascidiacea; Phlebobranchia; Cionidae. Gene Ontology annotation, biological process: protein targeting to ER.